This is a messenger RNA of Orbilia oligospora ATCC 24927, 1134 nucleotides long. RefSeq lists its product as uncharacterized. The coding region runs from base 1 to 1134 and encodes 377 amino acids. Gene Ontology annotation, biological process: protein phosphorylation. Lineage: Eukaryota; Fungi; Ascomycota; Orbiliomycetes; Orbiliales; Orbiliaceae. Gene Ontology annotation, molecular function: ATP binding; protein kinase activity. The record is from RefSeq and is a predicted model, not a curated record. The transcript has 4 exons.
AUGUCGGCUGUCGGCCCCGUCCGCCAACCAAUCGAUGUUGCGUCGCUGGAGAAAUACCUGAUAACCCACGUUCCACGAUGUUUUCGGGCACCUAUAACGCUUAAACAGUUCGGCUAUGGCCAAUCCAACCCAACGUACCUCCUCCUCAACGGCGACGGCCGAAAAUACGUUAUGCGAAAAAAGCCACCAGGAUCGCUUUUGUCGAAGACGGCUCAUGCGGUGGAGAGAGAAUAUAGAGUUCUCCAUUCUCUACAGGAUACACCGGUACCGACGCCGAGAGUACAUGUUCUCUGUGAGGAUUCGUCGGUUAUCGGGACCCCAUUUUACAUUAUGGAAUUUGUAAAGGGGCGUAUUUUUGAAAAUUAUGCAAUCCCAGACGUUAGUGCUUCUGACCGGAGGUUAAUCUGGAAAUCCGCAAUCCAAACCCUAGCCCUCCUUCACUCCGUCAACCCAAAUAACGUAAACCUCCAAAGCUAUGGAGCCCCUUCAAACUUCUAUCGCCGUCAGAUCUCCACUUGGACCAAAAUCCACGCUUCCCAAUCAGCCGCCAUAGACAUCGAAUCCAAAAAGCCCGUCGGCGAUCUCCCCCAUUUCCACGAAAUGCUUAAAUACUUUGGUGAAAACCUCCCAGAAGACAGAAACACAAUUGUCCACGGAGAUUUCAAGAUUGAUAAUUUGAUAUACCACCCUACGGAACCCAGAGUCAUUGGAAUAGUAGAUUGGGAAUUAUCAACACUCGGUCAUCCAUUAUCCGACCUCGCCAAUCUUUUGACCCCGUUUAGUUAUAUCAAUCCCGAAGUGACGGUGCCGGCUGAAUUCUCAGCUCAUAAAUAUAAUAACGACCUAAAAAAUUUGCCGGGAGUCCCUAGUCCAGCGGAGUUGUUGGGAUGGUAUAAGGAUAUCGCCGGGUGGGAUCCAACUCCGGAUAUGAACUUUGCAUUCGCGUUUACGUUGAUGAGGGGUAGUGCUAUUUUCCAUGGGAUUGCUGCAAGGUAUGCCAUGAGGGUUGCGAGCAGUGCUCAAGCUUACGAGAACGGAGAGAAGAGGUGGGGGUAUAGUGAGCUUGCGUGGGAAUAUACCAAGAAGUACGAGGAGGAAGUUGAGAGUAGAAAGAAAAUCGAGCCCAAGCUGUAG